AUGCCUACUCGUAGAGCUAACGCUAGGAAUGUGAAUGCCAGAAAUGCAAACGUAACUCCUCCAAUCCCAAAUCAUAAUGUCUCCAAUGUUGAGUUUAGGAAUGCCAUUCAGAUGAUUAGUCCGCCUAAGUUCAUAGGAUCAUACACUAGUGAGGAUAUCCAUAACUUCUUGGAUGAGAUCAAGAAUAUCUUUGAGGUGAUGCAGGUUAAUGGCAAUAAUUGGGUUGAGUUUAUAUCAUACCGGGCGAAAGAUGUUGCUCAUAUCUCGUAUACUCAGUGGAAGGAAAAUAAGGCUAUAGAUGCAGCUUAUAUUACUUGGGAUUGCUUAAGUGAAAUCUUCCUGGACAGGUUUUUCCCAAUAGAUUUGAUAGAAGUAAAGGCUCAGGAAUUCAUGAAUAUAAGGCAAAGAAACAUGAUGGUCCAAGAGCAUGGGCUUAAGUUUAACGAACUCUACAGGUGUAUUGCUCACAUGGUUGCUAACUCGAGCGCUUAG
Solanum lycopersicum (tomato) is the source of this 492-nucleotide messenger RNA. RefSeq lists its product as uncharacterized. The record is from RefSeq and is a predicted model, not a curated record. Lineage: Eukaryota; Viridiplantae; Streptophyta; Magnoliopsida; Solanales; Solanaceae.